AAAAAAAAAAAAAGACGAAAAACUGCUGGGAGAUGAGGCUGCAGGGUGGUGUAGCAGAUCUAAAGACCAAACAACAUGGAAAGAUGUUUACUUAAGUUGAAAAAGAACUUAGAGAUCACCCUGUUCCAUUUUCCACCCAAAUCCAAAACCCUUUCAUAUACGGAAUAAAGACUGCCUGUGUUACAACAUCACUAUUUAUCUAACAUACCAAAUAUAUACUGAGAAAUGGGGGAAAUUCUCUGAAAAUAUAUUUUUUCAACAGGGAAAAAACAUGAAGAAGAAAAAACAUGAUGCCAUUGUUUGUGAACGUAAACAACUUCUGAAUCUCUCUCCCAAAGUAACAAAUUGUUGCAAAUCACUGUGGUUGAAAUACAAUUUUCAGAAGGCUUACAUGACCGGACUUGUCAGCUCGCAGCCAGUUUCAGCCAUGUCAAGGAACCCAGAUCACAACCCACCUUCUCAGCCCAAGGAGAAUAGCAUUGGCCAGAACCAUCACCAGGAGGAAAUAAUCCACAAGUUGGCCAGGCAGCUGAGAAACAUCGGGGACAACAUCGAUCAUAGAAUGGUUCAGGAGGAUUUUCAACAAGAAGACAGAGCUAUCCUGGCUCAUUUUGUCUUAGUUUUCUUUGGAGGAGUUCACAUGUUGUUGCGCUUUCUCUGGAAUAACCACGUGAUGUAAAAGGAAUGUAAAUGUCAGGUUCUGCUUUCCUUCUACCCUCUGAGAAAAUAUGCAUCCCACUGGGGCAGAUGGGAAGAAGACCCGUCUCUACCUCCUCUGUUUUCACCCACCAUUGUUGCUUUGUGCCUGAUUGUUGGAGAACUGCGGACUCACUGGCCAUUUGUCUGUUCACUGGUCAACCAGCGAUGAGAUGUCUAUGACUGCCCCAUGGUAGAGCCCAAGGAACUUAGGAACCCAGGAGGCCUUGCUGCUUAGGAAACACCAGCGCUGUGGAUAGUCCCAGUGCUCCUUGUAAGGAAACCUUGAACAUUUCCUCUUAUGAGGGAAAUUGAACCUCAUCCCCAAACCAGAGGUCACAGGAAUGGGUGCUUUCUCCUGGCCCCCUCCCCUGGGUACCAGGCCCUCCAGCAGCCUGUUGACCCCACUCUCGUUGCUCACGUCCAGACCUGCAGUGCCCUGUCCUCUUUUUACCUUCUGUCUACCUCAUAUUCCUCCCUCCCUUUGAGAAGUAUGGCAAGUGUUAAGAAAAUUUGUUGUUAUAAAUUAUAACUUCUGUAUAUGCGUUUUGAGUUCUUUG
Messenger RNA from Aethalodelphis obliquidens (Pacific white-sided dolphin), 1256 nucleotides. RefSeq names its product peroxisomal testis enriched protein 1 (gene PXT1). The transcript is spliced from 3 exons. NCBI's taxonomy places the organism in Eukaryota, Metazoa, Chordata, Mammalia, Artiodactyla, Delphinidae. Gene Ontology annotation, cellular component: nucleus; peroxisome. The record is from RefSeq and is a predicted model, not a curated record. The coding region runs from base 272 to 679 and encodes 135 amino acids. Gene Ontology annotation, biological process: positive regulation of apoptotic process.